This is a messenger RNA of Fusarium venenatum, 2037 nucleotides long. RefSeq names its product heterokaryon incompatibility protein-domain-containing protein. NCBI's taxonomy places the organism in Eukaryota, Fungi, Ascomycota, Sordariomycetes, Hypocreales, Nectriaceae. The record is from RefSeq and is a predicted model, not a curated record.
AUGGCCGAGUCAUCAAUCAGCGUCACGUCCUUGCCCUGCGCUGUAUGUAAGUUUGAAAAAUGGAACACCGAAGUAGAAAGCAGCAACAAAUUCGGUCAUGAACAUACCAUUGAGAAGUAUGAAGACCUGCAGAAAUCUGUGCUCUCGGGAUGUCCUGGUUGUAUCAUUCUUCACGAGGCGUGGGUUUGGUGCAUUCCCGACCAACAUUUACGCUCCAAGGCAUGGCUUGCUUUCAACAUUGAUACAUCCAAGAUGUAUUUCCAUCUCUUCACUGAACACGUUCUUGAUGUAGAUAUUUUCACUCUUUCAGGUCAACCUCGUAUCAAACAUAUUGCUUCAGCAUCUCUGCUACCUCCUAGCACUGAACUCCGAUACAAUCUGUCCCGCAUCCAAUCUUGGAUAGAAGCAUGUGAACGUCUACACAAAAGAUGUUCUGUAGUUACUGAGUUUACUCCUUUUCGCUUGCUUGACUUGCAAACAGAUAUCCAAGAUUGUAUAAAACUAGUGAAUGUACCCAACGUUCGCUACGUUUGCUUGAGUCAUUGCUGGGGUAGCACUCGUUCAAAGCACCUGACGAAGCGGGAGAACCUUCUCGCCAACCAGUCAGGAAUUCCACUACUUGAGUUACCCAAGACAUUUCAGGAUGCCGUGCAUGUCACCAAGGCUCUGGGAAUUCGCUAUUUAUGGAUCGAUACGUUUUGUAUCAUCCAGGACGAUGAAAAAGAUUGGGAAACCCAAGCCUCGCUUAUGGCGGCAAUAUACGAGAAUGCGUAUAUCACUAUAGCAGCAGGGUCAAGUGACGAUGAUGAUGGGGGAUUCUUUGCAGAGCCUCGUGACGCAUACACAAAAGCGUACAAGUUUCACUUGGAUGUCAAUGGUAUUGACCAUGAAUUUUACAUGAGGUAUGCUGUUCCACAUCCAGGUGAAGGAUGGCCAGUUGGACGAUUACUCCCGUUGAUGACUCGCGCUUGGACUAUGCAAGAACGUCUACUCGCCAAGAGAUAUCUGUGCUUUGGACACAAUGAGAUAUUUUGGGAAUGCCAGGAGGAUGUUUCCUGCAGUUGCACCAUAGCAGAGGGCCCGUUCAACCCCUGUGAUGGGGAGCCCAAGUUUCACGGGUGCGAACCACUGAAGUAUAAAAGCUCAUUGUUGAAUAACCUAUCUUCAAAUGACCUAGCGACUCUUUGGAGAGAUCUAGUUCAUGAAUACUCGGGGAGAAACCUCACGAAAUCAAGUGACAAGUUGCCUGCUCUUGCAGGACUUGCAGAGAAGUUUCAGCGAGUAUUUAACUGUGGCUAUCUUGCCGGCCUCUGGAUGAACAAUAUUAGGGAAGACGUUUCUUGGCGCACUUCAGGAAAUGAUGCCCCGUUCGGUCGUAUGCGAAAAGGUCCUUCAUGGUCUUGGGCGACGGCUUGUGAGUCACCAAUAAUAUGGCCGCCAAUAAAAUUACACAAAACGUUCCAAGUCACAAGUACUUCUAUCCAUAAAGAGAUUAACGGAUUAACUGUACAUGAAUACGCCAAAGGUUCGCAUUUAACAAUUCGUGGAUUUAUACAGCCUAUUUCUAUCCAAACAUAUGUCAACCGAGACGAACUUGAGAAGGUCUACCCUUUGGUACGGCGCUGCCAAGUAGUCGAGUGGGCGAGGCGUCAUUCUGAACAUAGCCAACUGUUAGCCCGACGAUUCGGAUCCCUUGUCAAGCAUGCAGAGCGCAAACCAAGGGAUAAAGCAAUAGAGAUGGACAACGACCAGGAACAGACCAUGUACGGGACAUUCUUUGCCGAUUAUCGCUUUUGGGAAACGGAAGAAGAGUUGCGAGGGACAUUGCAGCACGUCUACUUCCUUUUUCUAGGCAGUGAAACUGAUACAGAUCCUCUAUGGAUUGAUGGUAUGAUUUUAAGGCCACGUUCAGGUCAAUGGGAUGAGUCUAAUGUCUGUUAUGAGCGAAUUGGUUGGCUUCGAUACUGCACUUUAGAUUCGGUGACAGAAUCAGAUCGGACGCCCCGGGGAACUCAAUCAACUAUUACUCUAUUAUGA